Brassica napus (rape) is the source of this 3105-nucleotide messenger RNA. RefSeq lists its product as uncharacterized. The record is from RefSeq and is a predicted model, not a curated record. Bases 1 to 3105 code for a protein of 1034 amino acids. The transcript has a single exon. Gene Ontology annotation, molecular function: RNA-DNA hybrid ribonuclease activity; nucleic acid binding. Lineage: Eukaryota; Viridiplantae; Streptophyta; Magnoliopsida; Brassicales; Brassicaceae.
AUGUCCAAUCCUAUUCCUAAUGACUCCCUCAUUAGAGAGAUAAACUCUAAACUCCUAAAGACUUACAAGGAUGAAGAGAACUUUUGGAGACAAAGAAGUAGGCAAUUAUGGCUAUCUCUAGGAGAUGCAAAUACUGGUUAUUUUCAUGCAUCUACCAAAGGAAGAAAAGCAAAGAAUAGACUGACGGUGCUGGAAGAUGAGGAUGGACUACCUUGUUAUGAAGAGGAACACAUAUCAGAGGUAUUAUGCAAGUACUACUCCCAGCUCUUCACUUCGAUACCCGCAAAAGGAAAUAACACAGUCCAGGAAGCCCUCGCCCCCUGCAUUACUGAUAAGAAGAAUGAGACUCUAAUCCAACUACCAUCUAGUAAGGAGAUUAAGGUAGCGACCUUUGCGAUCCAUCCGGACAAAGCACCUGGCCCAGAUGGUUUCUCUGCUGCUUUCUUCCAGUCUAACUGGGAGGUAACAGGACCAGCCAUAACCCAAGAAAUCCAGCAGUUCUUCUCCACGGGAAUCCUGGCAAAGUCAAUAAACCACACUUACGUCAGACUAAUCCCCAAGAACUUGGAUGCAAAAAGAGCAGAAGACUUUCGACCUAUUGCCUUAUGUAACAUCUAUUAUAAGAUCAUCUCCAAACUGCUUUCUCUACGGCUGAAAAAGGUGCUAAGUCCUAUUAUCUCCGAAAACCAGUAUGCUUUCAUUCCGGGAAGAUCAAUUACAGAUAAUGUUCUGAUUACUCAUGAAGUUCUGCAGUAUCUAAAAACUUCCACAGCAACUCUACAAUGUUCUAUGGCAGUCAAGACUGAUAUGUCUAAAGCCUAUGAUAGGAUUGAAUGGAACUUUGUUGAGCAAGUGUUGACAAGGCUAGGCUUUCACAGCAAAUGGGUUGGGUGGAUUAUGGAAUGCAUUUCGACUGUAUCCUAUUCCUACCUCAUCAAUGAUAAUGUCUAUGGUCUAGUUAAACCUAGUAGAGGAAUCAAACAGGGAGACCCUUUAUCCCCUUAUAUUUUCAUCCUAUGUGGGGAAGUUCUAUCCGGUUUAUGCAAGAAGGCAGCGAGAGAAGGCUCUCUAGAGGGGAUUAGAGUAGCAAGAGGUUGUCCAAGAAUUAAUCACCUAUUAUUUGCAGACGACACAAUGUUCUUCUGCUCUGCUUCAGCGAACUCUUGUAAGGCCCUUCAGAGAAUUCUCACACUGUAUGAAGAAGCAUCAGGCCAACAAAUAAACAAGAGUAAAUCAGCGGUUACAUUCUCAAAGAAAACUCCUGUGGAGAUGAAGGAAGAAGCCAAAGCAAUUCUUGGAAUUCAUAAAGAGGGAGGAGAAGGAAAGUAUCUUGGAGUACCAGAACACUUUGGACGGAAGAAGCGAGACCUGUUUACAUCCAUUGUAGAUAGGAUCCGUCAAAGAGCGGUAAGCUGGUCAUCCCGCUGUCUCUCGAGAGCUGGAAAGCUGACAAUGCUGAAGUCGGUUCUCACUGCAAUCCCGACCUACACAAUGUCAUGUUUUGAACUGCCAGUUAGCUUGUGUAAGAGAAUUCAAUCGGCAUUAACUCGUUUCUGGUGGGAUGGACCAGACAACAAGAGAAAAAUGAGUUGGGUAGCAUGGAGCAGAUUAACGAAAUCAAAAGCAGAGGGAGGCCUAGGUCUCAGAGAUAUUCAGCUAUUUAAUCAAGCCCUUCUAGCUAAGAUUGCAUGGAGAAUCAUCACAGUACCAGACUGUCUACUUGCAAGAGUCCUCAAGGGGAAGUAUUGUCACAAACAAAGCUUUCUAGAGGUGGAGCUACCCUCAGUAAGUUCUCAUGGCUGGAGGGGAAUCCUACAUGGCAGGAACCUACUACGCGAACAUCUAGGCAGGGCUAUAGGAAAUGGCUUAUCUACAAAGGUUUGGAAAGACUCAUGGAUUUCGCUAGAUGAAAACAUUAAACCUUUUGGACCUAUUCAGGAAGAAGCUCUAGAUCUUCGUGUAUCUGAUUUACUUACGGAUGAUCUCAAGUGGAACAAGCAGAGAAUUGAAAGAUUCUUACCUGGAUUCACUGAUCAGAUUCAAUGCCUAAAACCCAGCCAGAGAGGAGUAGAGGACAGCUACGUUUGGCAACCGCUUCCUUCAGGAGUAUAUUCUACACGAUCAGGGUACAAUGCUAUGAGUAGUCCACUUCAAAACCGUCACACCAACAGACCAGAGAUUGAAUUUGAUUGGAUAAAAGAUGUUUGGUCUACCUGCUGUUCACCCAAGAUGAAAGCUUUCCUUUGGUCGAUUCUCCAAGAUGCCCUGCCACUGGGAGAAAAUCUCCAAAGAAGAGGAGUCACCACAGAAGUCAAAUGCCCUCGGUGCAAGAGUAUUGAAUCUCCUAUCCAUAUUUUCUUCCUGUGUCCGUUUGCACAAAAGAUCUGGAGCAGAAUCCCGCUAAAAGAAACAGUUCACAUAGCUGUCACAGACACUUUCAAAACUGCAGUGGUCCGGUUCCGAUCAGCCAUAUGCCUACCGCCAAGUGGAGUCUCACACAAUAUCAUCUCGUGGGUGUGUUGGACUAUCUGGAAGGACCGCAAUUCGCUCAUCUUCGAAGGCAAGGGCGAUCUCCCUGAAAACUUAGCAACAAAGAGUAUAGCUUUAGCACGAGAGUGGAGUGAAGCACAAGUAUCGACAGCUAAAAGUCAAAAGACUUACUCUCCACCACUGAACGAUAGACUCAACGAAGUGCCACAUCCCAAUAUCGCGGUUUGUAUGUCGGACGCAACGUGGGAAGCUACCCGAUUCAGAGCCGGACUUGCAUGGGUAAUCAAGGGAGAGUCGACAUCGGAGGUUAGGAGAGGAUCAUCGGUACAGGACUUUGUCAAUUCACCUCUAGUCGGGGAGGCGCUGGCGAUCAGAAAAGGUCUAUUCAUGGCGGCGAAUCAAGGGAUCUCGAAUCUCUGGUGCUGCUCAGACAACUUAACGCUCAUUAGAGCAAUUACUCACAAAAUACAGAGGAAGGAGCUACAAGGAAUCAUCAAAGACAUUCACAAUCUUUCCUCUGCUUUUGUUUCUUUAGAUUUUUUUCAUGUCUCGAGAGAGAACAAUGAGGAGGCAGAUGCAUUAGCAAAGGCCGUACUCAGAAACUCUCAUUUGUAA